This is a messenger RNA of Scomber scombrus (Atlantic mackerel), 1485 nucleotides long. RefSeq names its product zona pellucida sperm-binding protein 3-like. Lineage: Eukaryota; Metazoa; Chordata; Actinopteri; Scombriformes; Scombridae. The record is from RefSeq and is a predicted model, not a curated record. The transcript has 9 exons. Gene Ontology annotation, molecular function: acrosin binding. Gene Ontology annotation, cellular component: extracellular matrix. Gene Ontology annotation, biological process: egg coat formation; positive regulation of acrosome reaction; binding of sperm to zona pellucida. Bases 1 to 1485 code for a protein of 494 amino acids.
AUGAAAACAAAGUGGCAUCUCUAUAUUAUGUGGAGUGUUUUAUCACUUGGCCUUCUCAGCUGUGCAGCGGACACUAAUGAAUCUGCAUCUGCACUUAGAAGGAAAAAGAUUGUCAAACUGGGCACUACGAAAUCCAUACCCGACGCAAUCAAACUGUCAGUAACAGGCGAGAGAAAAUCCGGCCAGAGGGUACUUACCGGCUCCUCUCCAUUGUUUCAAAUUAGCUCCCAAACGUCACCUGUAACGCCUCGAUUCGUGCGUCCAGAAAAGCCUGAAGCAAAGAUCCGGUCGGACUUUGCUGCACUUCCAGACGUUUCUGUGACCUGCUCCACGUCUGAUUUUGUCGUGCGAGUCAAACCAGCUUUCUACGGGCUGGGUGCUGAAGCUACGGAGCUGAAAUUGGGUAGCACCUGCAAAAGCAACGGGGUUCUUAGACCAUACGGCGACCUGCUCUUCACAUAUCCUCUGACAGCGUGCGAGUCACAGCGUGAGCUGCCCCAUGGUUAUCUGGUCUACAAAUUCGUGCUCCAUUAUGAGCCAUCGCCAAAACGAUUCCCAAGCAGAGCGCAUCGGGUGGAUGUCGAGAUUGAAUGUCGUUAUCAAAGGAACCAUCAUGUCUACCAACUGGCUGUUCAGCCCACCUGGCAAACUGCUGUUGUGCGUAAAAGGCUGAAAGGACGUCCUAAUGACUUCCAAAUUGAACUGAUGGAUGAUUCAUGGAGCAGACCAGCCAUGUCUCAGGUGUACCAGCUUGGGCAGACAGUUAAUUUCCAAGUUACUGCUUCUCAACUUCCCACUGGAUGGAAACUGUACAUCAAUACCUGCUAUGCUGCUCCAUCCAGUGGCUCUAAAUCGUCCCUCAAAUACACAAUCAUUGACAAUUUUGGCUGUAUGCUGGACAGCAAGAGGGACCCAGGGGCCUCUCAGUUCAUCUCUCGCACAGACAAGACCCUGAGAUUCUCCAUGAAUGCCUUCCAGUUCAUAUCUGACCCUGACACUGAGGUCGACCUUCACUGCAAAUUAUUUGUUACAUCAGAGGAACUGGGUCCUGCUCAUAAAUCAUGCACCUACAGAGGCAAUAGGUGGGAGGCCCUAGCUGGUGACGACUCUAUAUGUGAAUGCUGUAACUCACAAUGUGUGACCUCUAAGCCCCGGAGAGCCAUGAUGGAAGGCUCUGCCAGCAGUGGGUCAAUGUCGGUCUCUGAUCAGCCAUACACAACAGAAGAUGGCUUUCUCCCAGUCAGUCCCUCCCGAAUCACCAUGACAAGAGAGGGAGAGACCACAACUGCGCAAGAAAACCUGUGGGAAAAUGUGGAUAGAGAGGUACAGCCGUUGAACUCUAAAGGUGAGGAAGAACGUAGGAAGUACACAGGUAGAAGUGAAGAGGCUGAGAGCACAAGAGCCUCUGAAGUGGAGAGGGGGAAUGAUGAUCUGGCAGAUGUUGUGGAUGAUGAGCAGCUGACUUGGUAUUUCACAUGGAGGUAG